AAAUAAAAUCAAUCAUAUAACUUUCCCAUAAGCUUUUCCUAAAUAAAAUUUCUACAAAAGAUGCUACCAAGAAUUAAAUUUCCAUACACAUAUAUACAGGUUUUAUUAAAUAUAUCCAGUUUUGCAGUACUUUACAUCAGCGACUUUGCUUUUUCACACUUUACAGAUGAAUGCACAGAAAACGAAUUUUUGAUUCUUCUAUGCAAGAGUAUAUAAUGUAUUCAUUCUUGCAACGUAUGAAUGCUACUAUGGCACAGGCAGAGAAAAGUAAUAGCGAGUCAGCUAACUUACGAAUGACAAAUUGGAUGAAGGAUUUGCAAAAUACAAAAGUCGAACGAAGUGAGAUGAACAAACUUGUUAUGGAUUAUUUAAUCACAGAAGGAUUUAAAGAUGCUGCUGAAAAAUUUAAAAUGGAAGCAUGCAUUGAACCCAGUCAAUCUUUUGACAUUCUGGAUGAACGUAUCCGAAUUCGUGAAGCUGUACAAAAUGGUUGUAUAGAUGAAGCUGUAGACUUGACAAAUUCUUUGAAUCCAGAUAUACUUGAUUGUAGCUCUUACUUAUUUUUUCAUCUGCAACAACAAAAACUUAUUGAGCUAAUUCGAGAAAAAAAGGUUGAGGAAGCUAUUCAAUUUGCUCAAGAUGUACUGUCAGAGUUGGGCAGUGAAAAAACCGAAUUGCUUGAAGAACUUGAAAAAAGCAUGGCAUUACUAGCUUUUGAGGAUCCAGAAACAUCGCCUUUCGGUGACUUACUCAAACUGUCUCAACGGCACAGGGUAGCCAGUGAAUUAAAUGCUGCUAUACUAGAAUCACAACACCAAGAAACCUUGCCAAAACUAGCUGGGAUAAUGAAGCUAGUUUUAUGGUCUCAAAACGAGUUAGAUAAAAAACAUGUGAGAUAUCCUAAAAUGGUAGACAUAGCAACUGGAAAGAUUAAAAACUCUUCAGAUAAUAAAAUAACUACUAUAACAAUCACAUAACAUUUUGUGUUUAUAUAAUUAUGUACUGUGCAUAUAUGUGCCUCCUACAAGGAACAUAAAAAACAUGCAAAAUAUCCUAAGAUGGUGGACAUGGCAACUGAAAAGAUUAAGAACUUCUCAGAUGAUAACAUAACUAUAUAUAUAACAUCACAAAAAAUUUUGUGUAUAUAAUUAUGUACUGUACAUAUAUGUUAUUCAACCUCUUCUUUUUAUGUGACUGUUAUAUGACACAUAAAUAACUGCUGUUGUUUGUAUUAUUUUUAUUGUGAAACACCUUUUACGAUAUAACAGUAUUUUAUCCUUGAA
Hydractinia symbiolongicarpus is the source of this 1283-nucleotide messenger RNA. Its product is annotated as glucose-induced degradation protein 8 homolog. Gene Ontology annotation, biological process: proteasome-mediated ubiquitin-dependent protein catabolic process. The transcript has 2 exons. Gene Ontology annotation, cellular component: cytoplasm; nucleus. Gene Ontology annotation, molecular function: protein binding. The record is from RefSeq and is a predicted model, not a curated record. Lineage: Eukaryota; Metazoa; Cnidaria; Hydrozoa; Anthoathecata; Hydractiniidae. Bases 171 to 977 code for a protein of 268 amino acids.